Seriola aureovittata is the source of this 2014-nucleotide messenger RNA. It is a transcript of the gene myef2, whose product is annotated as myelin expression factor 2. Bases 65 to 1792 code for a protein of 575 amino acids. Gene Ontology annotation, molecular function: mRNA binding. The record is from RefSeq and is a predicted model, not a curated record. Gene Ontology annotation, biological process: regulation of mRNA stability involved in response to oxidative stress. The transcript is spliced from 17 exons. Gene Ontology annotation, cellular component: nucleus; post-mRNA release spliceosomal complex; cytoplasm. NCBI's taxonomy places the organism in Eukaryota, Metazoa, Chordata, Actinopteri, Carangiformes, Carangidae.
CCUGCACAUUUUGAACUGCGUAGCGUCAGAGGCAUCUUGCGUUGUGUGACAACCCGAGCUCAACAUGGCAGAUGUUGCAACUCUUGAUGAAGAGCCAAAGCAAGACGAAUGUACUGCAUCCGUCAAGUCCGAAACCGACGAGACAUCUGAAGAAACACCCAACGGUGUGAAAACGGAUGGCGAAGAAACUAAGCCCCCUAAAGAAAAGCAGGAUGCUAAAGAGAAGUCCUCUGGGAGCAGAAGAGGGAACCGCUACCAUCCCUACAAAGACAAACAUGGUGGAGAAAAGAAGGGUGCUCACAGGAACCGGGUGUUCAUCAGCAAUAUCCCCUAUGAUAUGAAAUGGCAGGCAAUUAAAGAUCUAAUGCGUGAGAAAGUUGGUGAGGUUACAUACGUGGAGCUCUUUAAGGAUGCAGAAGGAAAGUCAAGGGGUUGUGGUGUGGUGGAGUUCAAAGAUGAGGAGUUUGUGAAGAAGGCGAUAUUAACUAUGAAUAAGCACGACCUGAAUGGAAGGCCACUCAACAUCAAAGAGGACCCUGAUGGGGAACAUGCCCGGCGUGUGCUGCAGCGCAUGGGAGGUGGUCAACAAGGAGGUCGUGGGCAGGACAUGGGGCCUGGUGGGAUGAACAUCCCACCCUCCAUUGCCAACAACCCCAACAUCCCACCUGAGGUCAUCCAUGCGCUGCAAGCCGGACGACUGGGCACCACAGUGUUUGUGGCCAAUCUGGAUUUCAAGGUGGGCUGGAAGAAGUUAAAGGAGGUGUUUAGCAUGGCAGGUGUGGUGAAACGAGCAGAUGUAAAGGAGGAUAAAGAUGGCAAGAGCCGCGGGAUGGGAACAGUGACUUUUGAGCAGUCACUGGAGGCUGUGCAGGCCAUAUCCAUGUUCAAUGGACAGAUGCUUUUUGACAGACAGAUGCACGUUAAAAUGGAUGAGAAAUCUCUUCCCCCUGAUGAUUUCCGUCAAGUAGAAAAAACAUCUCAGUUACCAAGGGGUCUUGGUGGUGUUGGCAUGGGACUGGGGCCAGGUGGGCAGCCUAUAAAUGCCAAUCGCCUGAGUGGUGGAGGAGGCAUGGGCUCCAUGGGGCCUGGAGGUAUGGAUGUUGCAGGUUAUGGUGGAAUGAACAGACUUGGAGGAGGAAUGAGUGGUGGCGGGGGCUUCGGGGGCAUGGAGAGCAUGGGCAACAUGGGUGGCUUUGGAGGGAGAGACAUGGCUCCAGUUGGCAGGAUGGGAGAUAUGUACCGGUCAGGAAUGGGUGGAAUGGAUCGGGACUUUGGGCACAGUGACAUGCCAGUGAAUCGAGGAUUUGGGGAUUCUUUUGGAGGCAUGGGCGGAGGUUAUGGAGGAGGCAUGGGCAGUGGUGGCAUGGGGCACAUGGGGACUGGAUUAGGUGGUGGUGGAAUGGGCAAUAUGUCGAUGGAUCGCAUGGGCUCCAGCUUUGACCGUAUGGGCAUGUCAGCAAUGGACAUGAACCGUGGCUUUGGUGGCUAUGGAGGUGGGGGACCAGGCCACAUGGGUGGAGGCAUGUCUGACAGAGGCUCUGGGUCCAAAGCAGGCUGUCAGAUCUUUGUGCGAAAUCUGUCCUAUGAUCUUACAUGGCAAAAGCUGAAAGAGAAGUUCAGUCACUGCGGCCAGGUAAUGUUUGCAGAGAUCAAGAUGGAGAAUGGGAAGUCAAAGGGCUGUGGAACAGUGAGAUUUGACUCACCGGAGAGUGCUGAGAAGGCCUGCAGGAUGAUGAAUGGAACUAAGAUCAAUGGCCGAGAGGUGGACGUCCGCAUCGAUCGCAACGCCUAGAGCUUUUGUAGGAGUCAUGCUAACACACUUCCACAUUCAACCCUCUUGCCAAUGAUCUUUUGUUUUGUUUUAAAAACACAAUUACUUCAUAUCUCCAUUUGUCCACUGUUUCAAAUAUUUUUGUUUAUAUAUAUACUUCAUAGCUCUUUUAUCUUUGUUUUGUAAACCCUUUUUAAUUUGUCAGGCAGUUUAUUUGAACAAAUAAACUUUUUAAUUUUUAAA